AUCCUUUUCGGAGAAAGAGUGGCCACUAGUUAUCUGGUGGUUGCUGUAGUAUUUAGCAGGGCAAUUUGGACUUGUAAUCCUAUCUGUCAAGUUUAACUUAUGAAGGGUCGUCAAGAACCUGAUAAAUGAUAACAUUGAUAAUAUCGUCCAUCAAAUAGCUAUAUAUUUAUAUUGAAUAUCCACAGUAUUUUAUACUUUCGUAUCUGGUUUUUUCCAGAAGAUUGGAAUCACGUUGGAGAAGAAAGGAAGAAGUCUGAUGGUUUGAAUAAUGGAUUGGGGAAGAGAUGAUGGAAAGGGAAGUUUUUGAGAAGUGGGUUUCUCUCGUGGAUGAGAGAACGUUCAAUCAUAUUGUCUCGAGAUUCUCUAAGUCUACUACAUGAUAGUCAGGUUAGGAUUUCUGGUUGCUGCUUCUGUUGCAGCUUAUGCAGUUAAGCAUAAUGCCAACAGUUCGCGGUCAACUUCUGGCUCCUUAGCAAAUCCACCAGGUGCUUACUCUUUUCUGGCUUCAUUUUAUUUGACUUCAAUUUUGGUCUUCAAUUUUGAAUUGUUGUUUUCCCCGGAAGAAGAAGAAGAAGAGGAGGAAAAAGAAGAAGUCAAGCUAAUUAACAGUAUAAUAAAUUCAACACGAAGUACUGCAUUCGACAUUGACGACGAUGAUGAAAUUCUACCAGAAUUUGAAAGCCUUUUAUCUGGUGAGAUUAAUUUUCCAUUCCCAGAUGAGAAGUAUGACCCAGAGAAACAAAGAGUAUACGAAAUCGAGAUGGAAAAUAAUGCUAGCGAACUGGAACGGUUGCGAAAUCUAGUAAGGGAACUGGAAGAGCGAGAAGUGAAGCUAGAAGGUGAAUUACUGGAAUAUUAUGGCCUGAAAGAACAGGAAUCUGACGUUGCUGAGCUCCAAAAGCAACUCAAGAUUAAGGCAGUAGAAAUCGAAAUGCUGAACAUAACAAUAAAUUCCCUGCAAGCCGAGAGGAUAAAACUUCAGGAAGAGGUCUCACAUGGAGCUUCAGCUAGGAAAGAGCUGGAGACGGCUAGAAACAAGAUAAAAGAGUUGCAGAGGCAGAUUCAGCUCGAGGCUAAUCAAACGAAAGGGCAGCUAUUGCUUUUAAAACAGCAUGUUAGCGGCCUCCAAGCAAAGGAGGAGGAAGCUUUCAAGAGGGAUACUGAUGUUGACAAAAAGCUUAAAGCUUUAAAGGAAUUAGAGGUUGAAGUUGUCGAGCUUAAAAGGAAAAGCAGAGAGCUUCAACACGAAAAGAGAGAAUUGGCUAUCAAGCUGGAUGCUGCCGAGGCUAGAAUUGCAACCCUCUCUAAUAUAACCGAGACUGAGAUGGUUGCAAAGGUAAGAGAAGAUGUUAACAAUUUGAGGCAUGAAAAGGAAGAUCUUUUAAAACAAGUUGAAGGGCUUCAAAUGAACAGAUUCAGUGAGGUAGAGGAGCUAGUCUACCUUAGAUGGGUCAAUGCAUGUUUAAGAUUUGAACUGCGUAACUACCAGACACCAUCUGGGAAAAUAUCUGCUCGUGAUCUAAACAAGAGUUUGAGCCCGAAAUCUCAAGAAAGAGCUAAACGCCUCAUGUUAGAGUAUGCAGGAUCGGAGCGUGGACAAGGUGACACAGAUUUGGAGAGCAAUUUCUCUCACCCGUCUUCUCCAGGAAGUGAGGAUUUCGAUAACGUCUCGAUAGACAGUUCCACAAGUAAAUAUAGUACUUUAAGCAAAAAGACAAGCUUGAUUCAGAAGUUCAAGAAGUGGGGCAAAAGCAAAGACGAUACAAGCCUUCUUUCUUCGCCUGCUAGAUCGUUCGGAGGAAGCUCCCCAAGCAGGGGUAGCAUGAGCAUGAAACCGAGGGGGGCAUUAGAAUCGUUGAUGUUAAGAAACGCCAGCGAAAGCAUGGGAAUCACUUCGUUUGGAAUGGGUGAUCAGGAUCUUCAAUCACCCGACACCCCAAAAAAUCCUCCUGGUGAAUCGCUAAACGGAGUGGCGUCGUCUUUUCACCUGAUGUCGAAGUCGGUUGAAGGCGUUCUAGAAGAGAAAUAUCCAGCGUUCAAAGACCGCCAUAAGUUAGCCGUUGAAAGGGAGAAGAAUAUCAAGGAAAAAGCUGACAUGGCUAGAGCGGUUCGUUUUGGCGACAGUUCGAGACUGAAUCCUGGAUUCGAGCCGAGAGACAAACCCAUCAGUCUACCGCCUAAGCUUUCUUCAAUAAAGGAGAAACCGCUCAUAUCGAGUGUAUCGGGUGUUGGUGACCCGACAAACGAUGGCAAGGCGGGUGGGCUACCCUCCUCUCAAGCAGUGAGCAAGAUGCAAUUUGCUCACAUCGAGAAGAGAGCUCCUCGAGUGGCCCGCCCACCUCCUAAACAAUCAGGAGGCGGUUCAGUCAGUGCAACCAUUGCUCCUCCAUUUGGUGGGAUACCGCCUCCUCCAGGGGGCCCCCCUCCACCUCCUCCACCGCCUGGUGGCGCGCGUGGACCUCCCAGGCCACCUCCGCCACCUGGAAGCUUACCUAGAGGAGGUGGAGAUAAAGUUCACCGAGCUCCCGAGCUCGUUGAAUUUUACCAGUCGUUGAUGAAACGUGAAGCAAAGAAGGACACAACGUCGGUAGCAUCGUCUACUGUGAGCGCGUCAGAUGCCAGGAGCAAUAUGAUUGGGGAAAUUGAAAACCGAUCCACUUUCCUCCUUGCUGUGAAAGCGGACGUGGAGACUCAAGGUGACUUCGUGCAGUCUCUGGCUACUGAAGUCCGAGCAGCUUCUUUUACAGGGAUUGGUGAUCUGGUUGCGUUUGUGAACUGGCUGGAUGAAGAACUUUCUUUCUUGGUUGACGAGAGAGCGGUUCUGAAACACUUCGAUUGGCCAGAAGGCAAAGCAGAUGCAUUGAGAGAGGCAGCUUUUGAAUACCAGGACUUGAUGAAGCUAGAGAAACAAGUAUCCUCUUUUGAUGAUGAUCCUAAACUCUCUUGUGAUGCUGCUCUCAAGAAGAUGUACAAAUUAUUGGAGAAAGUGGAACAAAGCGUGUAUGCACUCCUGCGUACACGUGAUAUGGCUGUUUCGCGUUACAGAGAAUUCGGAAUCCCAACCGAUUGGCUAUUGGAUUCUGGAGUUGUAGGAAAGAUCAAGCUAUCGUCUGUGCAAUUGGCAAAGAAGUACAUGAAACGAGUGGCUGGAGAGCUGGAUUCGGCGAGUGGACCUGAGAAAGAACCCAACAGAGAGUUUUUGGUUCUUCAAGGAGUUCGUUUUGCUUUCCGUGUUCAUCAGUUUGCAGGAGGCUUUGAUGCUGAAAGCAUGAAGGCUUUCGAAGAGCUUAGGAGUCGAGUCCACUCCUCACAAACAGAAACAGCUGAAGAAGAUGACGACGAUGAUGGUAAAUUGGAGGAUUAAGUUAUAUUUAUUUUUUCUCCUUUCAUCCCCCUUUCUCUUGUUUGCUUAUAAUUGUAUGUAUUUUUUUUUUUUAUAUCAUAGUUUAUUAUUUAGAUGGGAAUUAUUGUUGUAUUGAAUCUCUUACAAACAUACAAUACAAUUACUAUUUUUCACU
Messenger RNA from Impatiens glandulifera, 3518 nucleotides. Its product is annotated as protein CHUP1, chloroplastic. Gene Ontology annotation, biological process: chloroplast organization. The transcript has 8 exons. NCBI's taxonomy places the organism in Eukaryota, Viridiplantae, Streptophyta, Magnoliopsida, Ericales, Balsaminaceae. The record is from RefSeq and is a predicted model, not a curated record. Gene Ontology annotation, cellular component: chloroplast outer membrane. The coding region runs from base 377 to 3364 and encodes 995 amino acids.